CACCGCCGAAGCUUCGGCGUGCGGAUAUCGUCAGCCGCCGUUGCUCGCUCUAGCAUUCGCUGGCGUUUAGUGCGGAAGAAGGGCGUCCACGUCGUCUGUCCCGUCCUGUUGAACUUGUCUUAAUUGUCCUCUCAUAUCUAGUUAUUGGAAAUCAGUAUUUUCAUAGAGAUUUGAAUAUAAAUCAGCAAGGACUGGCCUGGCAUAUAUCUGGAAACUAGUAGAGUUUUAAUCGAGCUAUCAAGGACAAAAUGAGGAAUCUUUUUUUAAAUCAGCGCCGCUGCGUUGAAAAAGAAGAGUUUUCUGAAUCAAGAUUCCUGAGCAUCGAUUUUGAUACAAGCAAAGUUUACACAGGGAGCAAUACUUCCUUUGACUGCUUAGAUCCAACAACUAAAGAGGUAGAAUGGACAGUAGUUUUAAAGACGCACGGCUUUGACUAUGGGAGUGAUGGACAUAAUGUAGUGUCCAUACAGCACCUUCCUGGCCUCCAGUCUCUGUGUAUUACAGUCACUAAUGGAGAUGUUCUUCUGUAUAAUACAGUUACUUCUGAGUUGGAAUGUGUAGGGAGUGUAGAGAAUGGUUUAUGCUGUAUGAGUUGGAGUCCAGAUCAGGAAUUGGUUGUAUUAGCAACUGCUGCUAAUACUCUUUUACUAAUGACCAAGGAUUUUGAACCUAUCUUAGAAACAGCGCUUCAGCCAGACGAGUUUGGACAACAGAAACCAAUAACUGUUGGAUGGGGCAAGAAAGAGACCCAGUUUCACGGGUCAGUGGGCAAGCAGGCAGCAACUCAGCAGGCUGAGAAUGUGAAACCUGCCCUUGCCUGGGAUGAUCAACAGGUCCGAAUAAGCUGGCGUGGUGACGGCGAGUGCUUUGUUGUCAGUUCCAUCAAUCCCUUGACAGGUGCAAGGCAACUUCGUGUUUGGAACAGAGAAUGCAUCCUGCAGUCAACGAGUGAGAAUGUUAGUGGCUUGGAGCAGGCCUUAGCAUGGAAGCCAUCAGGGAGCUUAAUAGCAUCAAGUCAGGUUCUUCCUCAUCGACAUGACAUAGUUUUCUUUGAGAAGAAUGGGCUUAGACAUGGGGAGUUCACGCUGCCCUUUAACAAGAACCAAGUCAAGGUGAAUGAGAUCCUUUGGAACACAGAAUCAACCAUUCUUGUUCUAUGGCUUGAAGAUUUGCCCAACGAAAACAGUUCUGACCAUUCACGAUUCAUCCCAGAUUCAUAUGUUCAAGUAUGGACAGUAGGAAACUAUCACUGGUACCUCAAACAAAGCCUUCACUUCUCCGCCAAUCAGAGAGUAACUGCUCUGACCUUUGAUCCUGAGCAUGCCAAUCAGCUUCAUCUGCUGAAUAGCGCAGGACAGUACUUGAGAUACAGCUGGACCUGGCAGACGGCCAACAGUAGAGGGCUGGGUGAAAACGACCAGGCUAUCACUGCGGUUAUUGAUGGAAAGGAUAUAUUAGUGACGCCUUUUAAGAGAAUGAUAGUGCCCCCACCCAUAUCGGCCUACACAUUGAUGAUGCCGACAUUUGUCAAUCAAGUGGUCUUAGCUCCGCCCCCAUAUAGCAACAACAUGGCAGUAGUGCUGCAGGACGGCCGUAUCGCAUUUUACACACACAAGACUGAUGGUGAAGAUGAUAAAGAAGAUACUUCUGUCAAACUGGUUGCGGCUGGUGGAAAUGGAUUCAAAUCUAAGGUAUCCCCUCCCAAGCUCAGAGGAAUCGCAAGGAUUAUUGAUGAAUCUGGUAAUCCAGUAUCUUUGGAUCUGCCGUUUCAUCUUCAUCAUUUCAUGUGGAUCAGAGCUGACUGCCUGGUCGCAGUGUCGUACAGUGAUAAGGACUGUGUUAGCUCAUUACAUCAUAUCAAAUGUGCGGGACUUGGAAGUGCUGAAUUGAAAUUAGUGUGCAAUCAAGAAGAAAGCCAACCGAUAUUUGGUGAGGUUGUCACCGUCAGUUGCCGUGGUGAUGAAGGCUCACUGGCAAUCCAGUUAGAUGAUGGAACAGUAGUGGAUGAGAACAAUGAGUUCAUCACCAAAUUGCCCCAACGAUGCUCGCAUGUCGCUGUUUGUAAAUUGGCUGGCCAGGAAGCAAUUCUGGGGCUAACUGAGCGGUAUCGUUUCUAUGUCAACGAGAUGGAGAUUGCAUCCAACGUCACUUCAUUUGCAAUAACUAAUGAGUUUUUAGUCCUCACUACUCACAGCCACACUUGUCGUUGUAUCAGCCUGGAUACCAAAUUAGAGGAUCUGGCAACCUUGAGUGAAGGCAAGGCGGUCUCCCUGGACGAGAGCAUGAGAAGGGUGGAGCGAGGAUCCCGCAUCGUCACGGCGAUAGCGUCCGACACCCGCCUGGUGCUGCAGAUGCCCAGGGGGAACCUUGAGACGAUCCACCCCAGAGCUCUGGUGCUUGCAUCCAUCAAGAGAUGCCUGGAUGCCCUGAAGUACAAGGAAGCCUUCACGGUGAUGAGGCGACAUAGGAUCGACAUGAAUCUCAUCGUGGACCAUAACCCACAGCUUCUCCUGAACAACAUAGAUGCCCUGGUCACCCAGCUAGAUGACUCCACCAGCCUCAAUCUUAUACUGAUGGACCUGAAAGAGGAGAGUGUUACUGAGACCAUGUAUGCUGCAGCCUACCACACCCCUGCCCCGCCCUUCAUCCUGGGGGCGGGGCAAACCAGUAAGGUAGAUGUGAUCUGUGAUGCCGUCAUGGAGAGUCUACAAAGACUGAAUCCAAAUAGAUACUUCUUAUCAGUCCUCGCCUGCCAUGCCAAGAAGACCAAACCCGAGCUAGAGAAGGCCUUAGAAAGGAUCAAAGUUAGGCAAGGUCAAGGGUCAAGCAACGAGACUGAUUGUCCUUCAUCAGACGAGGCUCUCCGGUAUCUCCUCUAUCUAGUGGAUGUCAAUGAACUCUACAAUGUAGCUCUUGGAACCUAUGAUUUUGACCUUGUCCUCAUGGUUGCUGAUAAAUCACAAAAGGACCCUAAGGAGUACUUACCAUUUUUGAACCAGCUGAGGAAUAUGUACCCAGACUACCAGCGCUACUCCAUAGACAAGCACCUCAAGCGAUAUGCGAAGGCUCUGGGCCACGUGAGCCGGUGUCCUGACCACUUCUCAGAGUGUUUAGAUCUCGUCAGAGAACAGAGACUCUACCCUGAGGCAUUGAAGCUGUUCAAGAGAGGGGAUCACCAGUACAAGGCCAUUGCAAAAAUCUACGGAGAGUACCUUCAGGAGAAGAACCGCUACUUGGAGGCUGCCCUCAUGUACGAGAUGUGUGACAACCUCGAGGGGGCGCUAGAGAUGUACCAGAAAUGCAGCAAUUGGCAAGAGGUGUUCUCCCUCACUGCUCGACUAAAAUACAGUACUGGGGAUGAGAUGGAGUUGGCAAGGAAAAUAGCAGGUCAGCUGGCAAGUAAUAGAAGGCACUCGGAAGCAGCGGUUGUACUGAUAGAGUAUGCCAAUGAUCUUGAAGAGGCCAUCACAACUCUGGUGGAUGGGGCACAGUGGGAAGAGGCUCUAAGAUUGAUGUACAAGCACAAGAGGACUGACUUCAUUGAAACAACUUUGAAACCUGCGCUUGUUGAGAAUUAUGAGAGCAAGAUCGACAGCCUGGCAAAUUAUCGCUCCACGUUCGAGCGUCACAAGUCCCGCCUCGCCGUCGUCAGGGAAACCAAGGCCCGUCAGCUGCAGGAGAUGAUGGACGGAGAGGGUGACCUGAAUGACCUGGACGCUGACCUUUACUCCGAUGCCAGUAGCAUGAUGGGAAGUGUCGCUCGGAGUGAGACAGGAAGUUUAAGAAGCACCGGGUCAACGCUGAGUGCGUAUACAGCGUAUUCUGAGGGAAAGGCAAAGAAAGGAGGUCGGGCUGGUAAGAACAGGAGGAAAGGAGAACGGAAGAAGAAUAGUCUCAAAGAAGGAAGUAGAAACGAAGAUAUCGCUCUCAUGGAAGCUAUGUCCCUCAUCAUGAAGAAUGUUGAUAGUUUGAGAGCUGACGUUGGUGUCCUCCUUCGAAUGUUGAUCAAGUUCAACCAUGAGGUCGAGGCUGAGGCUCUCCAGAACGACCUGCAGUCCCUACUCAAACUACUCCAGACCUCUGUCGAUGAAAUCUGGCCUACCCAGUCCACGGAUGACCAGACCUCGCAGGUAUAUGGACCACGAGCCACAACAAACAGUAUUGUUGCAAGUUUGACUCAGCUAGGUGGGCCACAGAGGUCAUUCACCAGGGAUGAAAUGACCUGUUUAGUACCACCUAAGCUGUCAGAAGAUCAGAAAUGGAAGUUGCAUCUAUUGGAGUCCAGAUAAUGAUUAUAUUAGAUGUUUAUUUAAGCGCACAAAGUAUUUAACAUGGUCUUUUCUUCAUUACUCAACACAUCCCCUGAGGAAUUUCGCAAUUUGUAUUAUGCAGUUAGGAAUUAAAGUGCGACUUUAAGUCAGAUCUAACUCUCUAUAUAGCACACUCAUGAACUGAAAAAAAUGAAUAAAUAGGCCUAAUGAAUAAUAUAGGAUUUGUAUAGCGCACGUAUCCACCUUGCUAGGUGCUCAAGGCGCUCCUACAUUACCCCGGCUAAGCUAGUCUACCAAUUCUGGUGCACACAGCUUUUUGAGGAAUAACUUCCUGUGGGUACCCAUUUACCUCGCCUUUGUUGAGUGCAGCACAAUGUGGGUAAACUAAAGGUCAAUUGAAAAUGAUAUUUCCCAACUGUCAGUGCUGGAAAUACAUUUAUUGCAUAAAGAAUUUUGACAAAUUGCCAUUCAAAUGCAAGUUUGGAGGAUACAGAGUAUCGGGAAAUCGAGUUUCUCAUUAUUCCUUCAUUAUCAUUUAGUCAGUUUGGUAAAGUUAAACUGUAAAUUUAAUUACCAUGCUAUACAUGUAAUAAGGAAAUCUUGUAAGUGCUUUAAGUGAAAAGGAGUAUAACCAAAUAUUGCAUGUUGAUUGUGGAAGACUUGUCUAGCUUUCCAUCAAUAUAAAUCAUGUUGAAUAUUUAUUGUCAGUAAAUGCAGACAUAUUGUUACAAAUAACAAAAAAAAGUAAUUACAAGAUUACCAAGUGUGGCCUUAUUUUGCUCUAAUGUAAAGCUUUAUUUCUGAAACAUUAUGGCCCGUAUUCUUAAGUUGGGUUUAACUUAAACUCUGGUCAGAUGUUGUGGUUUAACUAUGGAUAGCCAAUCAUGACAUCGAUGUCAAACAGUAGAGGUAUCAGCGAAUUUGACUCUCAAAUCAUUCUUAAUAGUCUGGGAAGGAUUAAUAGGAUAGGUGUCUUCACCAUUGAAGAAUUAGGAAAGAGCACAGUAAACAUAAACAUACCAUGUGAACAAAUUAUGACAUGAUUGGCUUCCCCUAAUUUUAGUAGAGUGAGACCACGGUCUAAGUUAAACGCAAGAUCAGAAUAUGGGCCUAUCUCUCUAGAAUACUCUACUUCUGAUAUCGAGAUAAUCUGUAGAAUUGAUAGAAAUUAGUAAGUUCCCUUUAAAUUUUAGUUCGAAAUUUAUUUAUGAGCAAAUACAUAUUUUUUUUUCCUUUUAAACAUUUCCUAAAAUCUUUUACCAUUCAAUCUUCUAUGAACUAUUUACUAAACCCAUAACAUUGUACAAAGGCUAUGCAUAAAUUUGUUAGUAUUCAUAGGGUAGGAAUGAAUUAUUAAUUUUCAAGGGCUGUUUCCUGUUCAGCCUCGGGGCUACUGCUAUGCCAAUUGGGGCUAUUAUUUUAAUUUAGGGGGCUACCUUGUUCAGUGAACAAUUGAAUUAAAGUUAAAAAACAUGUUUAUUUUACUAAAUCAUUGACCCGAUUUAUGCAGAUUUCUUGUUUAAAUUAUGCAUUAUUUACAGUGUAUAAUAAAAAAAAGUCCAAUGCUAAUGCACGUUCUUGUCACGGUGCGCCAAAUUGACACCCGUUGCCAUGGUUCAGCAUGGUAUUUUAUUCAGGAGUGCUCUGUUCAAAACAGUGGACUCAGUAAUUAAAACAGUGAAAACAUUGGACUCCUGAAAAAAAAUAGCAUGCUCAACCAUGGCAACAAUGACAAAAGCGCACAUCGUUAUUGGUCAUUUUGUAGUAUAUGCAGUAAAUUACGGGUAAUUUGUACUGGAAAUCUACAUAAACUAUGGAUUCAACCAAUGGUUUUCAAAUCACCUCUGUGAAUUCAGGCCAUUAGGUCUAUAAUAAAUCUUAGGGCAUAAAAGAAAUGAAUGCAUAAUAAAAUCAAUUUUAUAAGAAAGUUAGGCCCCCAGAGGCAAUUUUAGCUGCAAGAAGGGCAAAAUUGCUUGUCGUUCUGAGUUUUUUUCUUACAUUGAAAGAAUAUCAAAAUCGUUUAACGUUACGCCUUGUUUUUGGCAACCAACAUUGUUGUGUAUACUACAUCUCGUCAUGCAUGUUAACUUAAUGCUUAGUGAAAGGCAUAACUUGUAUCAAUAUUUUUUAUACAAAAAUAAAAACUUGAGAAAUUAUGAUUUGGGGAGUUAUUGCAAUUUUUCAUUAAGAAUUGGGAGAAAAUGAAAUGUUGUUCACGGGGUGUCUUGGAAAGCAUUUUGUAAAUUAUGGUCCUGGUGAUGAUGAUAAUGAUUAUGGUAAUGAUUGUAAUAACUUCUGAUUAAUGGCGAUGAUUGUGAAAUUAAAGACUGAUAACCUCUGAAAA
Molecule: messenger RNA, 6615 nt
Organism: Lytechinus pictus (painted urchin)
Lineage: Eukaryota; Metazoa; Echinodermata; Echinoidea; Temnopleuroida; Toxopneustidae
Product: putative elongator complex protein 1
Exons: 25
Coding region: 249-4289 (1346 amino acids)
Biological process (GO): tRNA wobble base 5-methoxycarbonylmethyl-2-thiouridinylation
Cellular component (GO): cytosol; elongator holoenzyme complex
Molecular function (GO): tRNA binding
Source: RefSeq, a predicted model, not a curated record